Molecule: messenger RNA, 1300 nt
Organism: Sabethes cyaneus
Lineage: Eukaryota; Metazoa; Arthropoda; Insecta; Diptera; Culicidae
Gene: Rtc1
Product: probable RNA 3'-terminal phosphate cyclase-like protein
Exons: 2
Coding region: 111-1271 (386 amino acids)
Biological process (GO): ribosome biogenesis; endonucleolytic cleavage of tricistronic rRNA transcript (SSU-rRNA, 5.8S rRNA, LSU-rRNA)
Cellular component (GO): nucleolus
Molecular function (GO): RNA endonuclease activity
Source: RefSeq, a predicted model, not a curated record
UGUUUAGAAAAAGGUAGAAAACUAUACGGUAUCAGCGGUAUCGGUAGUAAAAAGGUGAUUGUAAAGAACCGGAACGAUUUAGGUAAAAAUCGGUUCAUCAACCGGCAACAAUGACUUGCACCGGCAAAGAAGGAAGUUUCCUCAUCUAUCGGGGCAGUAAUUUUUUCAAACAACGCCUAAUACUGUCCACGCUCAGCGGAAAGCCAAUCACGAUUCGUGACAUUCGCGUGCUGGACGAGGAAGGUCCUGGCCUGCGUGAGUACGAAAGUAAUCUGCUAAAGCUGCUGGACCGGAUAACGAAUGGAACACGAAUUCGAAUCGAACAGGAUGGAACUUCGGUUAGUUAUCAACCGGGAUUGUUGCACGGUGGUGAAAUUCAGCACGAGUGCUGUGUCGAGCGAGGGAUUGGAUACUAUCUGGAUGUGCUGGUGGCGUUGGGACCGUUUUGUAAGUUACCACUGGAUGUGACACUAACCGGGGUGACCAACAGCGUCGAGAGCCCAUCGGUGGAUCAUAUUAAGGCGUCCGCGUUUGCCACGCUGAAGCGUUUUUUGAUUGAUGAUGAGGGGUUGAGUUUGGUGGUGAGGAAGCGCGGGCUGAUGCCCGCCGGUGGCGGUGAGGUUGGCUUCACCUGUCCGGUGAAGAAAACCCUGAAGGCAAUCCAGUGUACGAAGCAAACGAUGGUGAAGAGGAUUCGUGGCAUGGCCUACUGCUGUAAGGUUUCGCCGGCGAUGGCAAAUCGAGCGGUUGAAUCGGCGAAGGGAGUGAUGUUGAAUUUUUUGCCAGAUGUUUAUAUUAAUACGGAUCAACAUAAGGGCAAGCGGUCCGGUAAUAGUCCCGGGUUUGGAGUUAAUUUGGUAGCGGAGACGACCGAUGGGACUAAAUUUUCGGCCGAGGUUGUUUCGAAAACGAUGCAAGCGGGUGGAAACCCAACGGUGCCGGAGGAUCUUGGCAGGGAUGCAGCCAUGCGGCUGCUGGAUGAGGUGUAUCGAGGUGGUUGCGUGGACUCCACCUUCCAGUGGAUGGCGGCACUGUUUAUGGCGCUCGGGCAGAAGGAUGUUUCGAAGUUUCUGGUUGGACCACUGUCACAGUACACGAUAUACUUCCUGCAGCAUUUGCGGGAAUUUUUCGGAAUUACAUUCAAGUUGGAGAAUGCUUCCGGGGAAAACGAGAACGACGAUGACGAUGAUGAUGAAAUGGCCGGUUCGAAUAAGGUUAUGCUGACUUGCGUCGGGAUCGGAUACAGUAAUUACAGUAAGAAAGUGACGUGAGAGGUUUUUAAUAAAUUUUCCAAAAUUUA